CUCUCUGCUUUUCUCAGCUUCACAUCCCCAAAGUCUCUCUCUCUCUCUCUCUCUCUCUCUGUUUCUCUCUUCUCCAUUCACAAUUUCAAAUCCCCAGCCCCCAACAGAAAAAAAAAAAAAAAAAACCCUAAAAACCCUAAAAACCUCUGAUCCGAGCCGGACCCAUUUCCGCCCGGAGCGCCGCGGUCCGACCCUUUUCGUCCCGGGCCGAAACGCCGCCGAUCCGAUCUGGGUCCGGCGAGUCCCGAGUGUCUCGGCUUCGCCUCAGGCUUAGCUGAGUUUAUAGGCCUCCCAGAAGAGUUGAUUUUCCAGAGUAGAGGGCGAAAUGUACAAGAACCAGCUGCAAGAGCUGGCCCAAAGGAGCUGCUUCAAUUUGCCUUCCUACACGUGCAUUCGGGAAGGUCCCGACCACGCGCCACGCUUCAAGGCCACCGUCAACUUUAACGGCGAGAUCUUCGAGAGCCCUCACUACUGCAACACUCUCCGUCAGGCCGAGCACUCCGCCGCCGAGGUCGCCCUCAACUACCUCUCCAACCGCGGCCCCUCUCACUCCCUCGCCGCUAGGAUACUGGAUGAGACGGGGGUUUACAAGAACCUCUUGCAGGAAAUUGCUCAAAGAGUUGGAGCUCCAUUGCCGCAGUACACAACAUUCAGGUCUGGCCUUGGGCACCUACCUGUUUUUACCGGGACAGUUGAAUUGGCUGGAAUCACAUUCACAGGCGACCCAGCCAAGAACAAAAAACAAGCAGAGAAGAAUGCUGCAAUGGCAGCUUGGUCAUCUCUGAAACAAUUGGCAAAAGAAACGGCAAGUUCUUCAUCUGAACAUGAGAAUAACGAUGAGCUGGAACAGAUCACAAUAGCACGGGCCUUGCUCAAUUAUCGGUUGAAGGAGAAAAUGUCAAUGGCGAACCCCACUGCUCCUAUACUGUUUCCAAAGAAGUUUCCAGCUCAGAACCCCAGACCUACGAGUCCACAGCCUCCAUCUGCUAUGACCUCAAAAAUACUCCCCCUAAUUUGUCAAAAGCAAGCACCUCGUAGCAGAUUCCAAUCGAAUGCUACAAUUGAAAGUCUUGUACCAACCUCACAUUCUUCUCCAGUGGAAAGUCGAUGGACGCGUCCACAGAGAUUCCCUGCUGCAGGAGCAGCUCCUUAUGUCCCCAUCCGACAGAUGAGGACUCCUUGCCAUAGGAUGGCACCACCAGUGACUAUAAGGACAUCAGUGCCCGUGUUCUCUGCACCACCCCUUCCACCACCUCCUGGAUUGCACCGCCAGGGAAUGUGUGUACCACCCGUACGAGUGGCUCCACCGGUCACUAUGAGGCAAGCUGUGCCUGUAUUUGCUGCUCCACCGGUGAGAAGAGAUGAUCCAAAAAAGGAUGAUCUUCCAACCAGUCGAAAAGAAGAUCCUCCAAUCAUCCUGAAAGAAGCUUCUCCUGCUGUUAUUGCCUCUCCCCUUCCGAAUAAAUCAAUAGCUCAAGUAGUGGAAAAAACUGGAAGCGCAUCUGCAAACGAUUUGCAGGAAUCCAAGACAGUGCAAGCCUUGGAACAACUACAAAUUUGAAGGUGGUCGGGAAGAAGUUAAACCAUGGGAGACAUAGAUGGUUGUGUUGUCAUAUUUCUCUUGUUAUAUGUGUUUUCAUUUUAGUUCACCCUCUUUCGUAAUCAUCUACCCUUUUUAUUUCGUUAAAAGCUGACAGUUGGCAGGUUGGUUUAGAAUUAGCAGUCUUAUAUUAAUGCCAUUCAAGAGUUAGCUGUGUCAGUUUUUUGCUCAUUGAUUAAUAGUUCUGCAUAUAAAUGGGAUGGGAUCAUAUAUCUUCCUGCCUGGAAGUGAUCAUUGCAUUAUGCAUGUCAUUCAGGAAGAGCUGUGUGCUAGAGAAUGAGAUGAGACAUGGUUAUAGUAUUUAAGUAUCAAAUUAUAUUAAGAGAUGGAUUAAUGUGUUGUCAUA
Messenger RNA from Rosa rugosa (rugosa rose), 1946 nucleotides. RefSeq names its product double-stranded RNA-binding protein 2. The record is from RefSeq and is a predicted model, not a curated record. The transcript is spliced from 3 exons. Lineage: Eukaryota; Viridiplantae; Streptophyta; Magnoliopsida; Rosales; Rosaceae. The coding region runs from base 326 to 1561 and encodes 411 amino acids. Gene Ontology annotation, molecular function: double-stranded RNA binding.